Molecule: messenger RNA, 1955 nt
Organism: Monosiga brevicollis MX1
Lineage: Eukaryota; Choanoflagellata; Craspedida; Salpingoecidae
Exons: 17
Coding region: 1-1875 (624 amino acids)
Source: RefSeq, a predicted model, not a curated record
AUGGCCGCAUGGCACGAGGUGGCCGCGCUCACCGGCAAGGCACAGCGCUUCUUGCGCGCCCAACUCUCCCAGACCCUUGUAGCGGGUUUGGCCGCCGACCACAAUCUAUGGAUCUACGAGGCCGACACUCGUGAGAGCGCUGGCAAUGUCAAAUUGCCCGCCGACGCCUCCCAUGCCGUCUUCUUCCUGCCUCCCAACCCCCAAGACCUGCCCACCAAGGAACUCAUCAUGCAGUCCAUCGUCGUCUACACCACUGAUGUCACGGUUGUCAUCAAGCCCUUUAGCAGCAAUCUGGGCGCCACGCCGACUGCGGCUGCCAUGCUCCCUUCUGCCCCCUUGGACCUGGUCAUUGUCGAUGAAGCCAAGGGCAUCUUUGCUUGCAUCCUCAAGGACGGCGUGCAUUUCUUCCACGUGGACCUUGAGACUGCUCAGGUUGCCUCAUUGGGCAUUUCCCCACUGGAUGGCGCCCCAGUCCUCACCACCCUGAUCCCUGCCCUUGCCCUCGUCACCCUGAACUCGGCGAGCCAAGUCACUUGCCAUUGUGUGGAUCAAUUCGAGAAUCCCACCAUCUUGGAUCUGCCCAAACUGGCCCAGGAUGCGGUCGUUCGGGACGUGUGUGCAUGGGGUCACAGCCUCUAUCUGCUUGAUGCUCGCACAAACGCCACUUUGCUGUGCCUGGACGACUAUCGUCGCCACGGCGCUUCAUUUCGACAGAUGCCCCUGAGCCUGCCCGACAUCUACGAGCUGCCCACUGAGCGUGGUGUCACCAUGUGUGCCGGCCCGGGCCGCAUUUACUUGUGCUUGCAACAACGCAAAUCAACUCACUAUGAUGUUCUCACCAUUGCCACCAAGUUCAAUCGCAUCAUCAACACUCAACAAGCCCUUACGGUCCCCAGCAAGAAACAGCACCCGCUGGCCUUUGCCAGCUCAGAGGAGGCGCUCGUGGUUGUCACUUCCCAGCACAUGUAUGCCAUGCCCCUGACCGAUGAGGAUCGUCGGGAGGUGACCCUCGCCACUUUGCUGACCACCGGCAACGUGGCAACCCCUGUCGUGCAAGAGCCGACCAAUGCCGAUACCGCUGAAUCGCAGCUGCAGUCGCUCCUGCAGCAACAAGCGUCCAUGACCGACGAGGCUUUUGCCGAGGCCUGCCGACAGUGGGUCAGUUUGACGCAGCCGUCGGCGGAUCAAGUUGCGCGUUUGCUUCGUCAACUCGUUCGAGACCAGCGUCACCUCACUGAGGAGGUGGUUCGCGUCUGCCUGACCCACGCCCCCAUCAAUGGCUGGGACGUACCGGGCUUGCUACCUGUGCUGGUGGCCCAGCACAAGUUUACCCUACCAUUUGCUCUCCGAACCCUGGGCGUCAUCACAGAAGAAGAUCUCCUCACAGCUGUAGCCGACCUGGUUGCCGUAUGCAACAGCGAAGCAAACGAUGCUUCCGAAAGCCUGGUCAUGACUGUCCUGGCUGAGCUCUCAUUACUCAAGGUGGACGAGUUGCAACUCGGUCGUGCUGCGCGGCGGAUAAGUGCAGACAAACUGGAGGCGUUGUUGAAGCGCCUGCUUACACUCUUGCAGUUGCUUCUGCUGCAAUCGAGUGAUGCCUUGUUUGUGGAGCGCCCACCUGCCGUUCCGGCGCUGAUUGUCAUUGCCACGACGCUCGUGGAUGCUUUGGCGCUGCGCCUUGUCACUUCUCCCGAAGGGGCUGCGCUUCUGGAGUCGAUGCAACGGGCCAUCAACGCGCAUCUGGCGAUUGCCCAGGCCGCUGCGCCUUUGCUGGGAGUGCUCCGGGCUCUCCAGAACGCUAAUAAAAACCCCAAGCAAACGCGCAACAUGCCUCAACGGGUGCCCGUCUAUUCGCGAGAAACUCUCGUGCUGUAAUGAAGCCUGUAUGCCAAGGAAUUUUAUCAGAACCAGUCUUUCGAGGUGUUUUGUUGUUCUUGCUUUUGUUUUUGCAUGCG